This is a messenger RNA of Hippocampus comes (tiger tail seahorse), 1795 nucleotides long. RefSeq names its product family with sequence similarity 110 member C (gene fam110c). The record is from RefSeq and is a predicted model, not a curated record. NCBI's taxonomy places the organism in Eukaryota, Metazoa, Chordata, Actinopteri, Syngnathiformes, Syngnathidae. The coding region runs from base 646 to 1617 and encodes 323 amino acids. The transcript has a single exon.
UUUGUUCCACCCUUCCCGUUCAGUUAGAAAAUUGAGAAACACAGUUUAUUUUUGGUUGGCGGUGCUAAAAACAGCUAGUUUGGGUGGUCUGGGGGAAUUCUCAACAAGUUGUUUUACAAAGGGAUUUGUUUCAGACCCACACGGUUUUGUUUGAUGCGGAGAUUAGCAUUAGCUUGCAGGGGCUUGCAUGUGCUUAUCAGUUCGCACAUUGUUUUUUUUUUUGGGGGGGGGACUCUAAACGCAAUCCGUUUGCAUUGUUCCAUGGAUUUUGCAAGUACUCCACUGUAUACUUGCAAGUGCAACAUGAAGGAAUGGAAAGUCAGACUCUUAUCUUAUCUUAAAAAGUCCAAGCUUUGUCUGAUCGUUGUAAAACAUUUCCUCGCCGUGCCCCCUUAAGAGAAAAAAAAAGUGUCGGCUUUCACUUCUUCUUCCUCACGGUCCUAUCAGGUGUACUUUGAACAGGCCCGUGUUUGACUGAAAGCGACCUCGCACAGGAUGGGUGGGGUAGGCGAGAGGCGUGUGUCGCAACAGAACGGGAGAAACAUUAGGAAACAUGCUCAGGCAAAGUAUGGGAUCGAAUGGAAUCCUGGAAACUUAAGGAAAGAUCGCUCUUCCUGAGGUCGAACCUUCGAUGAGAGAUUUGCUAUGGAGAGCCCCAGCGAGACCUCAAAAAUCCUGGAGAAGGGUCCAGAUUACCUUCGAAAGCAAAUGGAACUGGAGAGUGAGGUCAAAGGGCCCAUGAGUGCCGUGGAGAGACUGGCCGCCAGCAAACCCAAAUACGUGAAAAGCCAGCAGGUGGUCAACUCCACUCAGGAGCCACUGAUCAGCCUGCCGUCCGCUUCAAGCUCCUUGUCCUCUAACUGGAGCUCAACGCAUCCCCAAGUGUCUCCGCAGGACUGCUCCCCGGCGCAGGUACGUCGCUCCAGCUCGAAAAAGCGACCCGACUCCAUCCUGCUUUACAGGCAGAAAUGUGAACUGCUGCGAGGGGCCGGCCAUGACCGCAAACAUCACAUCACGCGUAAAUUGCUUCGAAGCUCCGCGAGCAAAACAACAACCUUACCCGAGACGGCUGAGAAGGAAGUCGACCCUGAUGGCGGUAAGGAAGAACCCGGCACACCUGAAGAAUCUGCAAGGGAACAUUGCUCAAGUGCAAAGACCCCAACAUUAGAGAGAAGGCGGAACGGAGCGACCAGAAACCUGAAGAGUGGUCCAAAGGAGACAUCCACUAAUCUCCUGAAUGUCCCCGUCAGGAGAGGUAAAGGGGUGGGUCGAUCCCGCUCGGAUAUCAGCUCCAGGUACUCCAAAAACUUUGCGGACUUUGACUCCUUCUUCAAGUACUGCGGCCUGGACGGGGAGGUCAUCGAGUCUCUGGGUAAGGAGAAUUUCUCGGCACGCUCGGACGAGAUGACGCUCAAGGUGCGCAGCGUUAGCGUGGCCACAUCGGACGGCGGCUUCUCCCGGAACAGCGACGACAGCGAGGGGCUGCAAGAAGAUGUCCUGCACAAGAAGAUCCGUCAGGGAACAUCGGUCAUCGAGCGAAAUGCAAGGAUUAUCAAAUGGCUAUACAGCUGCAAGAAUGCUAAAGAGAGUGGGAAAAAGUUGAGAGACCUGGACUAAAAUCCAUCCACUCAUCAUCUAUUUUUGAUACUGAUUGUCCUCAUCAGGAUCACGGAACAACUGGGGCUGAUCGCAGCUGACUUUGGGCGAAAGGCGCCGUACACCCGGGACUGGACUGGACAAGACAAGGCUCACAAAAACUCAUUCACUUAUGGCCCCCGGGGAUUGAAAAAAAAUA